Messenger RNA from Bacillus rossius redtenbacheri, 7670 nucleotides. RefSeq names its product A-kinase anchor protein 17A (gene Xe7). Lineage: Eukaryota; Metazoa; Arthropoda; Insecta; Phasmatodea; Bacillidae. The transcript has 6 exons. The record is from RefSeq and is a predicted model, not a curated record. Bases 3816 to 5072 code for a protein of 418 amino acids.
CGUGCGUAUAUGAAUAAAUGCAGUAUUUCCAUAAAAGAAUGUUCCAGGUAAACAGUUUUAAAUAAGCAUAUGCGUGUGAGCACUGCUUUUUUGUUUACUUGCUUCCAGUGCCACCUACUACGCAAAAUGGCAACUCCUGAGUGUAAAGCAUUUUGUGUUCUGAAGUUUGUUAAGCAUGAAUCUGUAAUUUUAGUUCUACGUGUGUUUUGUUUUUAUGAGAGUAGUUUAACGUCAAAAUCCCUGAUGGUUGGAUUGGUUGUAAUGGCCCACGCGAUAGAGCUCUUUUUCGGUGGCCUCCAUGUUCACUUCUCAUAACGCCAUGUGAUUUUUUCCUUUGGGGAUGUAUAAAAGUUAAUGCCUACGUUCCGCCACUACCUAAUGAUUUGCCAGAGUUGAGACAUAGAAUUGAAGAAGCUGUUGCUUCCAUUACUCUGGAUGUUAACCAAAGUGUGGGAAGAAUUGGAUUUUAGGUUGUAUGUGUGCCGUAUAACUAAAGGUCCACAUAGUAAACAUUUGUAAUAAAAACUAGGUUAAUUUACCUUCAAUAUAAUGUAUAAUUUGUUUUAAUUGUCUAAAUUAAACUACUGAAACUGGAACAUUCUUUUAUGGAAAUUCUGUGUUUCUAUAUUCUUUAUGGCAUGAAAGUUUUUUCAGUUGAAAACACUGUGUUACCAAAUGUUAAGAAUUAAGAAAGUCUAUUCAUUAGGUGUAAAUCACCCUCACUGAAUUUUGUUGUCUUCCAUUACUCUCGUGUAAGCGUAAGUAAACAAACAUUGUGUAGUGAUGCGUUAAUUAGUGUGCUUGUUCCACAAUGUGGAACUUGUUUCUAGCCUCGCAGUGGGCACCUUUUAUUAAAACUGCUACAUAUCUGGUCUCUUGCUGGGAUUCAGCUUGGACACGUUCUGGAAUGCAGCCCGCGAAUUAGUUACAGUUGUAGCCCAACAAGGUAGUGCUUAUUCGCUACCCUACCCGAACAUCUUGGAAUACCACCCUAAGUAGUCCUGGUCCUGUUGGCAUGGUAGAUUUGAGGGAUGUAAUGCCAUAAACCACCAGGCUCUCAGGAGGGAAAAGAGAUUGUAUCAGGGCUUGUAUUUGAUACUUGAGAUUGGUGUUGGUUGUUUGUGGAUAAAACACUGGAAAAAUUUGGAUCUAUACAAUUAGAUUAUAUAUUAGGGCCAUUCAAAGAUGAUAACUGUCUUUCAGGUCAUUUACAUAGUGCCAGAAUGUUUUUAGUAUUUUUUGAUGUUAUUGUUUACUUUUGUGAUCAACAUAUUUGGUCUGGUUUUAUGAGUUGUAUAGUUUUGUAUUCAUUACUUCUUUUAAAAAGCUUAUAAAAAAUGGUUUUAUUUUAUUAAGCUACUAUUUGUUCCUUUAUAAAUCAAAUUGGAGUAUUUUCGGACUAUUUUGGUAGAUUUUGGAAUAAAGGAGUAAAUAUUUUUACAUUAGAAAUUAGUUAAUUGUUUAACUAAGACAUUACAUAACUUCAAAAGUUCUAAAAAUGUCAAACCAGUCCUGUACUCUAAUGUAGUUGUAUACUUAAAGCCAGAUAGUCACCAUUUUUGUAGUUUCGAUAGCUGGAGAUCAUGGUUUUAAAAUAUAUAUCAGUGAUAAUUUUAUUAUCUAGGGCAGGAUGUGUAGUGUCUUCUUUAAGAAGUUCUUUAACUGAUUUAGUCACUUAACAUUGUGAUAGGUUUGUAAAAUCAAAACGUACUGAUUUUUGGAAGUUUAAAUAUUGUUACACUCUAGUUUUCCUGAAUUAGUAGUAAAAUUAAGUAAAGAAUGUUCCUUAGAUUUUGAAUAUGAAUGUGAUUUGUUAGCAGAAUGUUUUGAUAGUCAAAUCAAAACCAGGCAUAUCAACGUAAAUUAUCAAAUUGUCUUGAUAGUUACUGAGAUUCUCUUCUAAUGCUUUAAGGUAUUUUGUAUGUAUAUGUAUUUGGAGGUGUUUGUGGGUGAAUAUAGAUGACACCAACAAGAUUUAAAAAAAAAAUAGUUGUUGAGAAUUAAAUUUUGAUUCAGCGUGCAUCAGUUCCAGGGUAUCAUAGAUUUGUAUUUGAUGGACUGAUGCAAAGUUUUGUUCAUUAACCGCAACCAAAACAACACCGCCUCUUUCUGUCAUUGGGAUUACUGAUUCUAUCGGUUCUAAAUAGUGAGAAUUUAUAAUGAAAUUAUUUAACCAUGUUUUAGUAAGACAUGUAAUGUAAUGUUCUUAUUUGCCUCAAUUUUCAAAAAAAAAAAUUAUAGAAUCAGUUCUCAAGCCAUUAACAUUUUGGUAACCAAUUUUGCACUCAAAGGGUUUAGGCAUGCAAAUUUAAUAUCACAGCACUCCUCCGGACACGUUAUGUAAUGGUACUGCGCAAUUAUAGUAGAGGGCUUAUGACUGAUAGUGUUGGUGGUGUUUUCAGGAGUAUUCAUGGGUAUGUUAUUGCGGGCAAUUUGCUUUGGAUGUAAUUUUUCACAAUAGGGGGUAAUUAAAUACUCGUUGGGUUAGAAAAGAGUGUUUUUUUUAUUCUACUGAAGUUUUCUUAUAAUAAUGAGGUAUAAAACAAUACUUAAUAUGAUCAAUUUGGUAUGUAGUUUGGCUGACUUGAUAAUGGUUCAGUUCAUUUGUGAUUUUUUUUAAAUCUCUUGGUGUUUUAGAAAUGUCUAUCUAUUGCACUGCUCUUAAGUAGUAUUUUUGGCUUGAAUUAAAAAUAUAUUUCACUGUCAUUAUUCACAUGAAUAUGUUAUAUUUGUACCACUAAUUUUAAUAUGUUUCAAAUUGUUUUGGAGAAUUUAAACAUGCUAAACACCAUAUUUUAUAACAUUCAGUGCCUUGUUAUCGCAAUGGUUGUAUUACCCACCACUGUUGUGUAUACAUUAGCUGCAUCUGACUACUAGAUUAAUGGAUUCCUUAGCUAAGGGUUCCACUAAAAGUGAAUCAUAGUGGACACGGCCAUCUUUGAAUUACUUCGGAAUUCUCACAUUGCUUUUUAUGUAUUUAUUUAUUUAUUUUAAACUCUGUGAGAAUGCAGUGAAAACUUCAUAGCCAUACGUUGUUCGUAAGAAUUAAUUUUUUGUGUCACGAGUGCACUAAAGACACACGCACAGAACUGCCAGACUUUUAAAGAUGUCAUAAUUGCUUUCAAAUGGCCUUUUUUGGGUAAUUUCACUUAGCAGACUGACUCAGGAGAGGUAUUACAACAGCUCCCUAGCUACAAGUACAUGAUGCGCAACAUUAUGAUUCCAGUUAUUUUUGGAUUUCCCUUCCCCCCUACCCCCCCACACUCACACACACAGAAGUAACCUCAUGCUGAGAAGUGCCUUAUGCUGAAGUUUAAUUAUUAAGUACAUUAUGCUGAGAUACCUCAUGGUGAAUUACCUCAUGUCAGUGUUAGGCUUACUACCUGAUGUCCAAGAAAAUCAACCAUCAUUUGAACAUCUGUUGAUCGAAGGAUUGGAAAAAACAUAUGCAACUUCAACUAAGAAAAUGUUAAUCUACUGCAAUGCUAAGGUCAUAAUGACAGAAAAGUUUUGAGAAGAAAUAGUGAAUGCCAUCAAAGCCUAGUAAAGAGAAACAGGUAGCCCAACAAAAGCAAAAUAUAAACCAAAAACACCUAGGAAAAGGAAAGAAAUGAGCAGUAACAGUGAAGAAUUAAAAGAUGGUUGGUUAAGCGGUGGAAGUAGUGAAUAUUUGGUAAUAUCUACUGAUUUUGAAGAUAGCUGUUGUUUGAAGAAUGUUACUGGGACAUUAAAUGCCAAGUUAGGUGGACUUUGACCGCACCAGGCACUUGAGCGAUGCAUCGAUCAGGCGGCGGCGCAUUGAAAGGGAGAAGCUGAUGGUAAAGGAACGAGAGCUUGAGGAACGUCUUCGCAGAGAACAGGAAGAGGAAGAGAAGAAAAAGAAAGAUGAGAGGAAACGAAAAUUGGAAGAGUCACAGGAAAAAGCAUCAAGAAGAAAGAAACGUGAGGAGAAACGUAAGCACAAAGAACUGAGAAAGUUGAAGGAACAAGAAGCAGAGGAAAUAAGUGUGAAGAUCAUGGUAGAGGAGCGGAAACUGCUGAUAGCCCAACGCAAGUUGGAGAGUAUCAGAUUGCUGGAUGAAUUAUUCGAGAGAGUGAAGGAUAUGGUUAAACAGAAAAUUGCAGCUAAAAAGAAAGAAUCAGAAAGUAAACUUUCUUCAAAGCAUCGUAAGGAGGACAAAUUAAAGAAGAAAAAGCACGCACGAAGGGAGCACGCAGCCACAGGCGUUGGCAGUGAGGUGUACGCUUGCUCGGAGCAGCGCGCGGAGCAGCGCGCGGAGCGGCGGCCCGACGGAGAGGGCGACUCGCGCAACAAGCUGGUCGACGAGUACAAGUCUGCGCAGGAGCAGGUGAUGGCUGACCAGCGCACCCGGCUGCGCAGUGUGCUGGCCGCGUCGUCCACCGUCUGCCGCGGCCUGGCCGCAGAGUCAGAGACCUCCAUCUCCAGCUCGGAGGAGUCGCUGCCGCCCGAGGGGGACGGCUACCAGGACUCCUGGAAUGAAAAAAGAAAUUUUGAUGGACCAGACUUUCCUAUGGGAUCCAAGUUCAAGAACCAGCAGUGGUAUCGCCCAAGGAGCUUCAGAGGCAGAUACCAGUACUCUCGCCCCUACCACCGCAACAACUACCGCCCUCGCUUCCAGCACCGCGGCAGGUUCCCCGGCCGGCGUAGAAGCUCGUACGUGCCGUACUGGCAGCGAGGAAGGCAGGGCAGUGCGUACAAGCAGGGGGUGUACGAAUAUGCAGACGUUGGGCGGGAUUACUAUAGAUACUUCAAGAAGCUGGCUUGGGGGGACAAGGAACAGUCCUUAGACUCCGUCCACUCCAAGUGCCACUCUCCCAUCUCGCCUAAGCGACUGCAAUCCCGUUCCCGUUCCCGCUCUCGUUCCCGGUCACGUUCUCGGUCGUGGUCCCGAUCCCGAUCCCGAUCCCGAUCCCGUUCUCGUUCUCAUUCUCACUCAUCUCGCUCGACUCGAACGUCCAAGUAUUCAUGGUCAGAAGACAAAGAUCGAUCGUGGUCAGAGGGAAGCGUGAACUCUUAUGACUACUCUCAUUCUGGUCACAAGAACAAGUAAUAGUGUCUUGUAACCAUGUCUUGAAACUGUACUUGACUUUAAACAGCAAUGCAUGUAUAACUCUUACAGUGGAGGCUUAAAGUGUGUAUAAGUGCUGUAGAAUACUGCCUUGCAAAAUUGUUUAUAGUGACUUGAAGAGCUGUCCUUCAUCGAACAUUUUUAACGUUUUCUAGUCAAGUUAUUGGAAUUUGGUUUUUAUUCAAUUGCUGCAACAGCAGCUCAUUCCACAUUUUUGUUUAAAGGGUGUGAGUGAUGUUGUUCAAAGCAUUACUCAUUGUUGCUGCACUAUAAUUGUUGAAAUAGUGAAAUGAAUUGUUUAAUAAAUCUCUAAACCCAAAUUUACUAUGCAGCAUCAUUUUAUGCAUAUUUGUAUGGCAUUCCUCCUUUUUUGUGCAGUGGUUGUCAACACUCUUUAGAUAGUGGAUUGCAAAAUACAAUGCAGCUAGACAAUUGGCAGCAACACACUUUACACAUAAGUAAAAUGUCACUUUUAUAUAUAUAAUUUAAUUUUUUACGUUUUAUACAAAAGUUUUAUUUUUUGCGGUAUCUGUGAAAUUAUUUUUUUUGCAAUGAAGACUGAAGUAAAAUGAAAAAAAUCAUGACCUACAGUAACAUUAACAUUAUAGUAUUUUAUAGCUGUGGAACACACACAAUUAGUAGGGCUUACAAAUAACUCUGUCUUUGUAUUGUAAGUGUGAAAAGAAUAUUUGAAAACACUCUUUUUUAACACUCUUUGUUUUAAGUGUUAUUAAUGCCCUUUCAUGCGAAAGUUUAAUAAAUAAUUUUAACAAUUGCAAAAAAAUAAAUUCUGAGUUAAUCUACCCACAUCACUGUAUAAUAUAGUUACACUAUGUUAGAGGUUUUGUUGGUGAGAGAGUUAAAAAUCAAUUGUUUUCAGCCUCUGGAAUUAGACCAUUUCUGCUUUGCUUUAUUGAUACUGCAUGUUUUUCCAGUGAGCCAUUGCUUUUAAUUGGAGAAUAUUACUGAUGGCAUCUGAGUUUUCAUUGGUCCAUUCAAGUGGCCAAGACCGGUGGAGAAUCUAACCAAUCAUAAUAUUUUCAACGGCUGAUCAUUCAUGCCUGUAUUGUAGUAAGGAGUAUUAGAAUCAGAUAAUUGCUAAAACUAAACUUUCAUUUGUCAUCUGUUCAGAAUAUUGAAGUUAGCUAAAGCAUGUAAAAACAUGUAAGAAAGUUAUCAUAUAACAAUGUAUGAUAUUUAGGAAACUUAAUAACUUCGUUUUUAAAUUUUACUUUUUAUUUAGUUAUUAAGUUUAUUUAAAAUACCACUAAAAUGUUUUCUCUUUUAUUUUCUGGGAAUGUACAGACUAUCAACUACAGCUCAUUUUAGAUUUUAUUACCACACGUGUUAAACUGCUUGAUAUUUGUAUAAUCUUGGCUUUAACGUAACAUUGCACCUUCGAUCCUUAUGCUGUCAUGUUUGAUCUAACGUAAAAAAAAAUUGGUCUUUCUAGCUUUACCUGAAGAUAUAAUGUAAUAAAUUACAUUUGCGGCAAACACAACUGUUUGUAGUAAAUACAAAUUAUGUUUACUGUAUCGUAACCCAUGUAAGUUCUUAUAGUUUUCAUUAUUUUCUUGAGACAUGCAAUAAAUAAUAUGAUUAUGCAUGUACAAAUGUUCCAUAUUCCAAAUAUAUAUGUAACAAAUUUAUUAUUGUAUUAUAUUUUAUUACCAGUACACCAAUCCCCCACUUAACAUGACUAAUGCAUUCCUAAAAAUGUUCGUGUUAUCUGAAAUCGCAUAAUCUGAAUCAUUGGUCUCCAUAAAUAGCAAGGCUAAUUUACUUAAUCUGUUCCAAAAUGUGUAAGGAAAUAUUCUUUAUGAAAUAUAAAUGUGUAGAAUAACACUCAACAAUAAAUAUGUUACACCAUCCAUCUUUAUAAAACUACCAUCAAAUCCCUUGUAUGACAAAUAGGACACUGCUUAUCAGGAGAUAGUUAUCGUCAAUCAGCUGGUUGACUUGCCGCCCGGGAGUGACCUUCAACUAUUCUACGAACUUUCCAAACCAUCCUUCACUGACAGUGAAACCGAUAUUACUGUCCAAUAUUUACAUUUUUAUGUUUUCAAAAAUUAAAAUACUUAUUCGUGUAUCACUGCUUGGUUUACAUCAAUCCUGAUGGGCCAGUGAUUUUUUUUUUGUCAUUGCACCAUUCAUUUAACAACCUUUUCCAUUUGAAUCAUCUGUUCAUUUCUGUUCCCGUAUCUAAUGUCAAAUAUAUUCCUGCUAGUACAACCAACAGCAUCAGACUUAUAUAAAUGUUUGAUAUAGUGCGCACAGUUGACUUGUGUGGUCUUCAUGACAUUCUGCAGUCUAGUUUUGUCUCAAAUACUUGGGAACACGAUGCAUUAUGAUCUCACUUGGAAGCAGGGGCGCAACAAUUAAAUUUCCAAAGGGUGGGCAAUAUACCUUUUUAUAAAGAAUCAUCGAUCCCCCCUAUUGAAGCGGGGGGUCCGGGGGUCCUCCCCCGGGAAAAUUUGUAUUUCAAGGUGGAAAAUGGUGCUAUUUAAGCAGUUUUUAUCAUCUAAAAUUUUAUUACACAGCACUUUCUUUGCCCCUGUUUGCCCCCACUUCAUGGUUUCA